UGAAUCCUUCCUCCCUUCCAGUUUUCUCCACACCCAGUUAAACAACAUAAAAAGGGAGUGAAUCUCGCCAAUUUCACUCCACUUGGCCUCUGUUUGCAGACUGACUUUAGUGGGACAAUCAAACCUAAAUAUGAGCAAGAACGCCAUCUACAAAAACCAGGAGCUCCGCAGAGGAGAGUACCUGGAAUCCAAGAAUACCCAAUACAGGACUUAUUUCCAGGACGAUGGUAACUUUGUCACCUACGCGUACUCCUGGAAGCCAACCUGGGCUUCAGACACCGAUCAUUCGGAUGCCAUCCGGGUGUGCUUGCAGGAAGACUGCAACCUGGUCAUGUACAACAAUGAUCACAAGCCCAGAUGGCACACCAACUCCUACUACCCAGGCCCCUUUAAUUCCUGCUGCCUUCAGCUGAAUGAUGACGGCAAUCUGGUUGUGACCAGAGAUGGUGUCAGAGUCUGGACCUCUGCCAACUCUAAAGGCAUGAAGUGAAUUUGGUUGUCAGCUUGAUUUACACUAAACUAGCCUCUCAAAGAGUCAAUGAAUGCAGAUUUUCAAAAUGUAUAAAUGUGUUCUUUUUCCUUCCAGUUUGAAAUAAAGCCUCACUAUACUGUA
Messenger RNA from Betta splendens (Siamese fighting fish), 613 nucleotides. Its product is annotated as B-type lectin plumieribetin-like. The coding region runs from base 131 to 490 and encodes 119 amino acids. The record is from RefSeq and is a predicted model, not a curated record. The transcript is spliced from 3 exons. NCBI's taxonomy places the organism in Eukaryota, Metazoa, Chordata, Actinopteri, Anabantiformes, Osphronemidae.